This is a messenger RNA of Clonostachys solani, 2121 nucleotides long. The record is from the annotation of a GenBank genome assembly. Lineage: Eukaryota; Fungi; Ascomycota; Sordariomycetes; Hypocreales; Bionectriaceae.
AUGGAGCAUGGAUCUAAUCUCGCCUUGUUGGAGAUCCGGGGGACUGGUGAUUACUCUCGCGGCGACGGGGCAUUUUGCAGACCUAGAACUGCCGGAUUGAAGACUCCCGCUAUGAAGAGAAAACCAGCUUGUGAUGGAUGCUACAAGAGAAAGAUUCAGUGUGAUUCUCCGGAUCCAGGGGUCGUGCCGUGUAACUGGUGUCUUCAUCAUGAUCUUUCCUGCACCCUCCAGAGGGUGAGGGGACAGACAAGCGCAGUAUUGGAGCUUCACGACCCCUGCAGCCUGCUACGGCAACUCAGCCUCCCAAGAUUGUUUCCUCUUCUUCCUCUAUCAGAGCAACCAGUGAGGCGCCUCACCAUACUUCCACAACGCCUUCAGGAACACCGUUUUGUGAUGGUGCUGUCAAUGAUCCUCCAUCUUCCUCAGAUAGGACGCGAGCUGAGUAUUUUCUGUGCGCAUCUCCUGCUUGCGCCCAAGCUGAUGGACAAAACUAACGUGCCGCUCUCUGAUUUAUUUAGGCCUAUCCAUUUUGAUGGGGUUUACAUAGGGAAAGCCACCCCGGGGAACCGUGCGAUCGAUUUAUCUGAGGAUGGACGUAAAUGGAUCCAAUCUCACACUGGCGAGUCUGUGUCGUCUAUUCUGUUUGAAACAACAGAUGAAAUCCCACGACCAUCCUUGCUCCAUGACGAUGCCAACAGCAUGUCGAUAAACCUUGAGAAGCCGCUCCCCCCUAGAGACAUGGUGGAAGGGAUUCUCGGGGUCUUUGCUUCCUCGGCUGGGCCCUUGAUAUUCCCUAUGAUCGAUCCGAUUCUUUUUAAUGAGACCUUGGACUUGGCAUACCAAGCUCCGGGAACGACAUCAGAGCAUGUAAGAUGGGGUGCACAGGCUUGUGUGUGGGCGUUCGUUGCCCUUCUCUAUCUUUUCAGAGAUCGUCUUGGGAUCCAGCCACCCGUAGAUGGUGAUAUGUGUGCCGACACUGCUCAGAGUUUAUUGAUGACCACAUGUAAAGACGUCACCCUUGCGACACUUCAAACUAGUCUUCUGCUGCACUUAUAUCGAAUUUCUUCAUCGCGCUUGAAAGAUGUUUUAAUCCUAGGAUCAAUCGCGUGCCGCUCGGUGUAUGCUCUUGGUGCACAUAAAUAUCAUAAAAUUGGUCCGGAUACACCAGCGAUCGCCAUUCAAGAUCGAUAUCACCGCCAGCUACGCAUUUUAUUCUGGGUAUCGUUUAUUUUUGACAAGGAUACAUCAAUACGCACAGGAAAUCCGCCAAAAUUGACCAACGACGAUUGUGACCUUACCAUGCCAGACAAUUAUGAGAGUGUAUACUCUGUGUUGCCAGACUUAGAGGUUGACUUGAGGUCGCAGCCUUGGAACAAAGGGAGAUUAGUACCACAUUACACUAGCGACCCUCAGCUUAGCUGCCUCAAAUAUCGGGUUUAUAAAUCACUUUAUUCUCCCGAUAGAUCAACAAAGUCCGAUACCCAGCUACUACAUGAUAUGAGAGUUUUGGACGAUGAGAUCGAGACGUGGAGGAUGUCGUUACCCGAACGUUUCCGACCAGCACUCUUAAUUUCAGAAAACAGAAACCAGCAUAUUACCGGAGAGAUGAAGUUACUCGGAAAUAUGCGGCAUGUUCAUCUGCAGUUGGAAUACCAUCACCUGAUGUCAUUGAUUCAUCGUGCAAGUGAAAGAUACCCAAAGAAUGCCUCCUUAGGGUCGUCUUCAUCUGAAAGUUCUCCAAGUCAUACUGCUGUGAAGACAAGUAGAGACAUCUCGGUCGGAGCAAGUCGGUCUACAUUGUUUUACUUGAAGGCUGCCGUCAAAAGUCUAGCGGAGGAAUCAUUCUGGGCAUUAAUGAUAUACCCUUCAAGCGCCGUAAUGACCAUCUUCUUUAAUAUUUUGAGACACCCUCUCGAUCCACAGACUAAAUUAGAUCUUGAGAUGCUCAAAGCAGCGACCCUUUCCUUUACCCAAUUUCAUUCGAGAAGUCUGAUGAGGAGGGGCAAUAAGAAUGAUUUGGUCAUGCAUGGCGCUGCAGCCGAGAUGAUACGGCUUGCGGAGUGCGCAGUGGCAAAGGCAGAGAGAGAAAAUGGAAACCAAAACUUAGAUUUAUGGCCCUAA